Messenger RNA from Triplophysa dalaica, 1764 nucleotides. RefSeq names its product septin-5-like. Gene Ontology annotation, cellular component: septin complex; septin ring; cell division site. Gene Ontology annotation, molecular function: GTP binding; GTPase activity; molecular adaptor activity. The record is from RefSeq and is a predicted model, not a curated record. Gene Ontology annotation, biological process: cytoskeleton-dependent cytokinesis; regulation of exocytosis. Bases 10 to 1191 code for a protein of 393 amino acids. The transcript is spliced from 10 exons. NCBI's taxonomy places the organism in Eukaryota, Metazoa, Chordata, Actinopteri, Cypriniformes, Nemacheilidae.
UGUUCUGGAAUGGCAGUUUUUCAGUCAGAAAACUAUGCUAUGGCCGGUGCUAUGGCCGGUUCUCCUGCCGGUUCCUCCAGCAGCACCGCUGAAGCACACGAAGGAGAAGAAACUGUUGAUUUCUCACAGGACCCCUUCUUCUUCUGCCCAUUGGCUGUAAUGAAGACUGAUGACAUUGUUGAUAAAUCGUCUUUUAAACCCAAGAGCCCAAAGACUCAACUGGACCCAUUUGCCGUUUUGGAGGACCAAGAGAGGGAAUAUUCCAGCAUCAACAACACACGGUCAAACCAAGAGAAGGAAUAUGUCGGCGUUGACACACUUCUAAACCAAGUCCAUCGUAAUUCAUUGAAAAGUGGAUUUGAGUUCAAUCUUAUGGUUGUUGGUGAAUCUGGUCUCGGCAAAUCCACACUUGUUAACAGCCUUUUCCUCACAAACCUCUACAUGGACAGGCACGUGUAUGACGUCUCAGAGAAGAUAACACAGACGGUAUCAAUAACAAAGACUGCUGUUGAAAUUGUGGAAAACGAAGUAAAGCUGAAGCUCAAUAUUGUCGACACCCCUGGUUUCGGAGACGCCCUAAAUAACAGUAAAAGCUGGCAGGCUGCGGUGGAUUAUGUAGAUCAGCAGCUGGAGAAGUACCGUAGAGAUGAAUUCGGGCUAAACCGCAAGAACAUGAGGGACAACAGAGUGCACUGCUGUCUGUACUUCAUCUCACCUCAUGGACAUGGACUUAGGCCAAUUGAUGUGAGCUUUAUGAUGGCCCUGCAUGAGAAGGUCAACAUCGUGCCUGUGCUGGCCAAAGCAGACAGUUUGACCCCAACAGAGAUCCAAGACAUUAAAACUCAAGUAAGAACUGAAAUUAACAAAUACAACAUCCACGUCUUCCAGUCCCCAGAAUCUAAUCUGGAUAGUAAUGAUGUUCUCGGGAUGCAGGACCUAAAGGAAAUGAUCCCCUUUGCUGUCAUUGGCAGUAAUACAGUAGUAGAGAGCAACGGCAGGAGAGUGCGAGCCCGUGUCUACCCAUGGGGUGUUGUUGAAGUCGAGAAUCCAUCUCACAGCGAUUUUGUGCAUCUGAGGAACAUGCUGAUCCGCACACACAUGCAGCACCUGAAAGAUGUGACGCACCAGAAGCUGUAUGAGAACUAUCGUAUAAAUUACCUGUGCAACAACCCUCAUCUGGUGAACGAGUGAUGGUGUAACAGAGAAGGACAACAGGGGACUUGCUUAUUAAAAAAGAAAAAAAUGAAUGAUAACACAAUAAAUAGGCUUACUAUAAAUGAACUAAACAUAAAAUUACAAUUUAGGGCAGAAGGUCUGAAAACAAUUCUUACAUUGGGUGAUUGUUUUCAGGGGGGGCAGGUUUUUUAUGACCCCACUUUGUUAAUGGUUUGAGGUACAUACUUUGCUUUAGGGUGUGUCAACAACAUGUUGAAUAAUACAAUUGUUGUAUGUUUGUACAUUUUGAAUGAAUUGUACAUGCAGUGAGCAGGACAUGAUUAAUAAAUAAUACAACAUAACAAUAUAUAAAACAAGUUACAUGUUAAAAUAUACGAAAUAGCCCACUUAAAAACAAAAUAAAACACCUUAGUAAAAUAAUACAAAGUUCACACCUUACAAGACAUUUCUGAAACAAGUUGAACUCCAAGCAGGUGACAAAUCCAAUCCGAGCAACUUUUUCUUUUGUAGAAUUUUCUUUGUUAUUUCUAAAUUCUUUCUAUUUAAUGUCAUUAAUGGAGAAAUAAAUAAGAUAUUAAGGAAAUCUCA